Colletotrichum gloeosporioides is the source of this 585-nucleotide messenger RNA. RefSeq lists its product as uncharacterized. The transcript is spliced from 3 exons. The record is from RefSeq and is a predicted model, not a curated record. Lineage: Eukaryota; Fungi; Ascomycota; Sordariomycetes; Glomerellales; Glomerellaceae. The coding region runs from base 1 to 585 and encodes 194 amino acids.
AUGGAGGGAGCCAUCACCGGCGCUGAAGCCAAUAAGGCCUCCGAGGCUACCACGUCGUCCGAGAAAAGCAGCACGCCUGCCACAACCGACACCCUUACUACUACAACAAACAGCCUUAGCAGCCCAUCGAAAGCCAGUAGCAUCCCGGUGAGGAACGAGAGCCAGGAUCAGAGGAGAAAGGUCAGCCUGACCAAGUACGGCAAGAACCGCACAUGGAGAGAUGGGCGGCAACAAAUCAAAUCAAGAGCACCGUCACGACGUGGCAGAUCGAAGUAUAAACUUCCCACAACCGAGUCAAACCCUCCUGUUCUUGACGAGGAUUCUUCAGAGAACGCGAGUCUUGAGAAGAAGGCUGCUGGAUCCGUUAAGACUAGAGCAAAGAAAAGUAAAUCCCCAACUCGCAGCGCCGCGAAGGAAGCCUCCCCGCCUGAAGAGAAGCCUGUGCCAGGCGAGGACCAACCCUCGGAGCCAGAGGAUGCGAAGCCCGGCUACGAUGGGACAAGGAGAUCCAAGCGGUUGAGUUCCUCCGGCGGCGUGAAAAAACCCGGCAGCACCAAAAAGAAAGGGCCGCGAUCAUCGAAGUAA